GUAUUUUGUAUCGUCCGUCAAAGCAAUCGUCGAAGCAUAUCUCCGUCAUCGAAUCUGGUCUCGGUGAUCUUGGUGAUUUAUAUGGCAAUAAUUCGCUGAUUGAUGAAGCUAUCCGUGGCGUCGGCGCGUUGUUUGCUACGUGCAUACGUGAGUGUUUGACGAUCGUCCGUCCGGUAUUUUACAGAAAAAUUUCGGAGGCCAGAUUUUUAUUCCACGUAACGCGCGUUGCAUCACGUAAGAUGCAUUGCCACUUAACCAAUCUUAACUAACAUAAGUUAUCAUAAUCCACAGUAUCCAAGCAUCGUGUCGACAUGAUCAACUCUGCUCUAAAGGCUGAGGUGGUGUUGUCAGAGAGCAAUCGUAAAGCUUGUAUCAAAAGAUUCAGAUCGAUGCAAUUUCCAAAGGUGCGUGAUAAGGAUAUUCCAGAAGCUGCCAUUUUGAUCCCAUUAUGCUCUUACAAGGGAGAACUUGGUCUCUUAUAUACAUUGCGAUCCAUUAAACUCAGAUCUGGUGGAGGACAGGCAUCCUUCCCAGGUGGUAUGCAUGACAAGAGCGAUGCCGACCUGCAGGAAACUGCUCUGCGAGAGACAUGGGAGGAAUUGAAGAUCCCCAAGGAGAAGAUAGACGUGUGGACCACAGGGAAUCUUAUCGGCAAGACAAAUGUCAAUGUGAUGCCUGUGCUGGCUUACAUUGGCGAAGUGGUGCCGGAGCAAUUGGAGAUCAAUCAUGACGAAGUGGAUGAAGCAUUUGUGAUCAGCUUGCAAAAGUUGUGCGAUCCCGAGCUAUGUAGUUUCACAUAUUUUCGUAUGUUCAAUAUCACCUUGCCGAAUUAUUUGGGCGGUAAAUACCGUAUCUGGGGAUUUACUGGUGCCAUUACUCAUUUCGUGCUCGAGUGUUUAGUACCAGAGGUCUAUAAAAACAAAAUCCUUAACGUGCAGCCUCUCAGAAAAGAUAUGCGUGGAGAGAUGACGGAAACCAAAAGGACUUUUGAACAAGAUGCGACACGAUCAAAACUAUGAAGAAAACUUGGAUGUGUUCAUAUUGCGACGCUAUAAAUUUCUAUGUGUGUAAACAAAAUUAUUAACGACAAUUAAAUUAAGAUAUUUUUUUAUAACAUUGCGCAAAAGUUAAUCUCUCAUUAGAGUUAUGCCAAUUUUAAAUUCUUAUGUUUAAAUCUUCGGACUAACAAAAUUUGGUAUAACAAAACUUCGAUACUUUGGUUGUUGGCAUAACUUCAAUUUCGUCGUUAUCGAACGGAAUGUUGCAAAUUGUAUAAAACUUUUUGCAGCAUAUAUAUAUGU
This is a messenger RNA of Formica exsecta, 1301 nucleotides long. Its product is annotated as nucleoside diphosphate-linked moiety X motif 8. The record is from RefSeq and is a predicted model, not a curated record. Bases 312 to 1019 code for a protein of 235 amino acids. Gene Ontology annotation, molecular function: coenzyme A diphosphatase activity. Lineage: Eukaryota; Metazoa; Arthropoda; Insecta; Hymenoptera; Formicidae. The transcript is spliced from 4 exons.